AUGGAGGAUAUUGAAAUAGAAGUACCUCAAUAUUUCAUAUGUCCCAUCUCUCUCCAGAUCAUGAAAGACCCCGUAACGGUGGUAACAGGCAUCACUUACGACCGGGAAAGCAUCGAGCACUGGUUCUUGGCAACCAACGACUUGUCGUGCCCGGUCACAAAGCAGGCCUUGCCAAGAGGCGCCGGCUUGACGCCCAAUCACACCCUCCGCAGGCUAAUCCAGCAAUGGUGCAAAGAAAACGCAACCAACGGGGUUGAUUUGAUCCCGACCCCAAGACUCCCUCUCGACAAGAUCUAUCUCACUAGACUUGUUCGGGAUCUUGGGGUUUCGCAUUUGCAGUUAACUGCACUGAAAAAAUUGGAAGCGCUUGUGUUAGAGAACGAUGAAAGGACGAGGUUCUCCAUGGCCGAAGCAGGUGUUGCCAAGGCAGUGAUUUUGCUCGUCAUAAGAUGUUUCAGGGGAGGUGAAACAAAUGGACUUCUAGAAGCUUUUAGAAUUUUGCAUCAUGUUUGGAAUGUGAGUGGUGACAAUGAAGUCCAACUUCUUGUUAAUGGAAACACCGACUUUCUUGAUUCUUUGACAUGGGUUUUCAGGUGUGGUCUUGAUCAGAUGGAUAAUCAUCUCCUUGUGAAAAACGAAGCGAUACUGGUAUCGAAAAUGACAAUGGAAGUCCUAAGUCCAUGUCAGCUCGAGAGGUUGAACCUUGAAUUCUUCAAGAAUAUUGUCAUGGUGUUAAAAGAAAAAAUUUCACUGAAAGCUGUCAAAUCUGCACUCCACAUUCUAAUAAAUGCAUGCCCGUGGGGGAGAAACCGAAUUAAAAUCGUUGAAUCCGGUGCAGUCUUCCAGAUCAUCGAGCUUGAGCUUGCAAAACCCGAAAAGCGUGUAACAGAGCUGAUAUUCAAUCUUUUGGCCAAUUUAUGUGGCUGUGCUGAUGGGAGAGAUCAGCUGCUGAAACACGGUGGAGGUAUGGCCAUGGUGUCUAAAAGAAUUCUUAGGGUUUCACCGGCAACAGAUGAUCCAGCAGUUCAUAUACUUUCCUCGAUCGCGAUGUUCUCCGCUACACAUAAUGUUCUUUCAGAGAUGCUGUUGGUUGGAGCAGUGUCAAAGCUGUGCAUGGUAAUGCAAUCAGACUGUGAAGCCUAUUUAAAGAAAAAGGUUAGAGGGAUCUUAAGGUUGCACUCUAAUGUCUGGAACAACUCGCCUUGUAUUGCUGUAUAUCUGAUAACAAGGCCUAGGUGGUAG
Molecule: messenger RNA, 1242 nt
Organism: Malus domestica (apple)
Lineage: Eukaryota; Viridiplantae; Streptophyta; Magnoliopsida; Rosales; Rosaceae
Product: E3 ubiquitin-protein ligase PUB23-like
Biological process (GO): protein ubiquitination
Molecular function (GO): ubiquitin protein ligase activity
Source: RefSeq, a predicted model, not a curated record